CAGACGCUGGACACAUGUAUUGUCAGUCCACGCCUUCUUCAUCUCAACAGUGCUGUGUCCCCACUCACCUCACACAGACAGACACAAACUGCUAACUGACAAGGAUUUUCCAUGGCAAGAGUCUCUCCCCAUACAUACUUUGCCCUUCUUCUUCUGUUGCUUCAUUUCCUGACUGUAUCACUUGCCAUACAAGAUGACCUUGUAAUCAAUACCAGGCAUGGCAAAGUCCAAGGGAAGUUGCUUUCAGUGCUGGGUGGUGAUGUUAGAGCCUUUCUUGGAAUUCCUUAUGGAAAACCACCUAUAGGGAAGCUGAGAUUCAGAGCUCCAGAGCCAGCAGAGAAAUGGGAGGGGGUGAAGGAUGCCACAAAAUUCUCAAAUUCCUGCUACCAGUUGCUAGAUACCACCUUUCCAGGAUUUCCGGGCACGGAGAUGUGGAACCCAAACACUCCUCUGAGUGAGGACUGUCUAUAUCUAAACAUCUGGUCCCCACGUCUCAACAAAACCCAUCCUCAGCCCUCACCAUUGGCUCCUGUCCUUGUCUGGAUCUAUGGAGGCGGGUUCAUUCAAGGAACAUCCUCUCUGGAUAUUUAUGAUGGCCGCUUUCUGAGUAAAUCUGAAGGGGUUGUUGUGGUAUCAAUGAAUUACAGAGUUGGAGCUUUUGGUUUCCUGUCUCUUCCUGAUAACAAGAACAUCAGGGGCAAUGCAGGACUGCUGGACCAGCGCUUGGCUCUCCAAUGGGUAGCCAGUAAUAUUGCUGCUUUUGGAGGCGAUGCUUCAAAGGUGACUCUGUUUGGGGAGAGUGCAGGGUCAGCAUCUGUAGGCUUCCACCUGCUCUCCCCAGGCAGUCAUGAUCUUUUUCAAAGGGCUAUCAUGCAGAGUGGCUCUCCUAAUGCACCCUGGGCCACAAUCAGCCAGACUGUUGCCUGGGACAGGUCCAUGAUGCUGGCAACACUACUGAAAUGUCCCAAGUCUCAUCCAAACCAUGUGGAGGCUUGUCUGCAGAAGGCUGAUGCUGGAAAAAUCACAUCUAAGCAAUAUGAUGUUCUCAAGCAGCCUACAUUCUUAGCCACCCCCUUUGUUCCUCAUGUUGAUGGGGACUUCCUACCAGAUAAACCUGAAGUGUUGCUGCGUACGGGUAAACUCCCAAAGAAAGAUGUGCUGUUUGGCUUAAACAAGGAUGAAGGGACCUUCUUCCUUCUUUAUGGAAUUCCUGGAUUUAACAUCACUGGUCAGAGUCUCAUCAGCAGAAAUGAAUAUCUGCAAGGGGUGGCCAUUACAAUGGCGGAUGCCAGUGAUGUCGCAAGAGAAGCAACGAUUUUCCAGUACACAGAUUGGACAGAUGAGAACAGCAAAAUGAAAAACCGUGACAUGCUGGGCAGUCUGGUUGGAGAUCAACUGUUCGUUUGUCCUGUGCUUGAGUUCGCUCACAGGUACUCAGAACGGGGUGGCAAGACUUUCCUUUAUUUAUUUGACCACCGGUCGUCCACCAAUCCUUGGCCAGCAUGGAUGGGCGUGAUGCACGGCUAUGAGAUAGAAUUUGUCUUUGGAAUGCCUCUGAAUGUAUCCCUGGGAUACACGAAGAAUGAAGUGAACAUGACCAAGAAGUUUAUGAAACACUGGGGCAACUUUGCACGGACAGGGAAUCCAGGACUUGAUGGAGCUUUGUGGCAUUCGUUCACCGCUGAACAUCAGGAGUAUGUCACUCUGAACUACAACCAUCCGGAAGAAAAGAUGAUGAUGAGGGCUAGAGAGUGUCACCUUUGGAACAAAUUAAUACCAAAGAUACAGAAAGUAUCAGAUGAUCUGCUGACUUGUGUUACUGCAAAUGGGAUGAUACUCCGCUGUAACUACAUGUUCUUUAUCAUUUUACUGGUUAUUACGUUAACCUACCUUGUAGGGUGAAGAGACCUGUCUUCCAUAAAACUUCUUCAAUACAGCCAUAAGCAACAGUUUACAUAAAAAAAAACGUGGGCAGAAACAAUAACCUACAAUAACCAGCAUUAACAAUGAAUGCUUCAUUCAGCUUCAGGCAGCUGUCCACAUGUCAUGACAGCUUUAUGUGUCCCAGCAGGGACAAUUUUAUGGGGUGCUCAAAUCAGAGCUGUAGUUUUGGAGCAAGCAAUACUAUGUGAUUUUUAUUUGCAGGUAGUGUUACUGUACAACACACAACAACCAAAUAUUGGCUAUUGUCACUUCUAAUAACUAGUUAGUUUUUAACUAACAUUUUUUCAUUUGUUUAUGUCUUUCUUUCACUUUCUAGGUGCACUUCUGAAAUUGGUUAGUGAAUACUGUGUAACACAUUUGACUAACAGGCAUGUCAGAAUUUGACUUUCAUAAAAUAAUUUUCAACUUGCAGAAAACACAUUAUUUCCUUGCGGACAAGCAGAAUCAGUGGGGAGCAUUAUUACAUUUUUUGAUUUCUACUCUUGUUUUUAUCAUGUAGCCAUUAAAAUAAAAAAGUGUGCCUUAA
Messenger RNA from Thunnus maccoyii (southern bluefin tuna), 2470 nucleotides. Its product is annotated as acetylcholinesterase-like. Gene Ontology annotation, molecular function: acetylcholinesterase activity. The transcript is spliced from 10 exons. Gene Ontology annotation, biological process: acetylcholine catabolic process; choline metabolic process. The coding region runs from base 112 to 1902 and encodes 596 amino acids. Lineage: Eukaryota; Metazoa; Chordata; Actinopteri; Scombriformes; Scombridae. The record is from RefSeq and is a predicted model, not a curated record. Gene Ontology annotation, cellular component: plasma membrane.